Messenger RNA from Hibiscus syriacus, 1026 nucleotides. Its product is annotated as mitochondrial outer membrane protein porin 5-like. The record is from RefSeq and is a predicted model, not a curated record. Gene Ontology annotation, molecular function: voltage-gated monoatomic anion channel activity. The coding region runs from base 17 to 976 and encodes 319 amino acids. Gene Ontology annotation, biological process: monoatomic anion transmembrane transport. The transcript has 6 exons. Lineage: Eukaryota; Viridiplantae; Streptophyta; Magnoliopsida; Malvales; Malvaceae. Gene Ontology annotation, cellular component: mitochondrial outer membrane.
CCUUCAGUUCCGCAAGAUGACAGAACCGGAAAAGUCCAGAAUUCGGAGAUCUACGGCGGCUGGCCAAGACUCUGCAAUCGUGGCCAAUAGCCACCGGAGGAAAAAGAAGAGGAGUAAGAGACACAAAAAGCAAGAACCAGCUGGACCAAGACUUUUCUCUGAUUUUGGGAAGUUCGCCAAUGAUUUGCUGACAAAGGGCUACUGCCGUGAUCAGUCACUGAGCAUCUCCACCCACAGUUGUACUGGAGUGAUCGUAACUUCAAGGGCAGUGAGACAUGGAAGACGAUCGACUGCAAACAUUGGAGCAAGAUAUAAGCAUAAGAAUUUUGAUAUCCAAAUAAAUUUUGAUACAAAAUCAAGUAUUUCAACAACACUCACCUUUGGGGCCGAGUUUUUGCCAUCAACAAACAUCAAUGCUUCAUUAAGAUUUCCCAAGUACAAUUUGAGUAGCAUCAACCUCAAUUUCCAUCGAUCCUUUAGAAAUGCAGCUUUAUCCAUGUCUGUUGGCCUAAACCAUUCCCCUGUCUUGACACUUUCAACCACUGUUGGUACUUCAAGCCUUGCAAUCGGCAUGGAGUCGAUGUAUGCAACCGCUUCUCGUAGUUUCAUGCGGUUCAAUGCAGGCCUUUCAGUCACUAGCCAGAGUCAUGACGCUUCGAUAACUCUGGCAGAAAAGGGUGACCUUCUAAGACUAGCAUACGUGCGCCAUUUCGGCGGACGGAGGAAGGUUUCUGCUGUUGCAGAGGUCACAAGGGGGUUGUCCAACAACAAGAAUUCCCUUGCGGUUGGAGUUUCAUGCAUUGUGGAUAAACUAACAACAGCGAAAGCAACACUAAACAACCGGGGGAUGCUUCAGGCCCUCUUGAUCCAUAGAAUCGAACCAAACUCGAGCUUGAAAAUGUCCGGCGAAUUCGAUAUGAAAGCUUUAGAUAAGAUCCCCAGAAUAGGAUUGGCUCUUGCUCUUAUCCUACGAUAGCUCUUUCAAAAGCGGCAACGAGUUUAAAGUUGUAUGCAUUUUCAUUCUUU